ACGAUUUUCCGCAAAUUUUCGGGUAUUUUAUUAAUAAAUCGUUGUAAAUGCCUUCUUGAUUACUUGCGAUGUUGGGAGAGAUUUUGGGUACAUUUUUUAACCGAUUUUUGGUUUUAAAGUAGAUGUAGUAGUAGUAAAUAAUAAUAAUUAAUAGGGGGGUGAUUAAAAUUGAGAUGAAAUAGGUUACGUUGAGUGUCUGAGAAAGUAUCGGAGAGCACAUUUUCGUUUUAACUAGAAAGGUUGAAUUGAAUUAGUAAGGUUGUUGAUAACCUUGGGGAAAACAUGGGAAUUGAGUUUAUUUUUUGCCAACAAAUAAGUAAUUAGUUUCCGAUACCAUGUCACCUAUUUUGACGCCAAUUUUAAUUGGGAUAUUUUCCAAUUAACGUAAUUAAUAAUAAUUGCUCCAUUUUUAAUCACUUUAUAAAAUAGGUUCCUCGUUUAAUUUGUGGCACUUUAAUUAAUUCCUCUCGGAAUGGAUUUAUUUCCUUUGCUUCUUUUAUUCAUCUCAAUUCUCUUCAUUUCCCUCGUUUAUUAUUACUGGAAUUAUUUUUGGAUCAAAUCGAAGCUAAAAAAUGUACCCUUCGUGCAUCAAAUCCCCAUUUUCGGGAGCAUGCUCGUUUACAAGAACACUUUAGAUUUAUACCGAAAUUUGGUAACUUACCCGAAAAUUUACGGAAAAACCUAUGGCGUCAUGUGCGGCCCAAUCCCCGUUAUAUUCACCUCCGAUUUAAACUUGUUAGAAAUAAUUUUAUCAUCCCCAAAGCACAUCAACAAACCCUCCUUUUACAAAAUAAUCAAAAAAUUGGGUGGAAAUGGUUUGAUCGCAGCCAACGGGGAGACCUGGAAGUCUCAAAGGAAACUUUUAACCCCAACGUUUCACUUCAAAAUCCUCGAGAAGUUCCUAAAAAUCUUUAACAAACACUCCGAGGCUUUCAUAAACGAUUUAAAAAAAGAAACGGUCAAAAAAGAAUCAAAUUUACCCCCGAUAACCGCAAUGUGGGCCCUAAAUCAGUUAACAGAGACCGUAAUGGGGCUAAAAUCCGAAGAAAACGAAGCGAAUAAUCGCAUGUAUUUGGAAGAAGGGAAAAAGCUUCUUUUAAUCGUAACAAACAGGUUAAUUAAUCCUUUAGAAUACUUCGAUUUAACUUAUUAUUUCACGCGGAAUUAUUGGAGGGCGGAAAACGCGAUGAAUAAGCUGGAUAAUUACAUCUUAGAAACGAUUCGGAAGAAAAAUAAUGAGAUGGGGGAUAGUUACGAGAUGGUUACGAUCGAUGGGAAGAAACAAAAAAUCGUUUCGUUAGAUCUACUAAUGGAGACGUCCAAACAAAACUUCGAGAUGAGCGAAUACGUCUUAAAAGACCAAGUACAUACCUUAAUGUUUGCAGGUUAUGACACAACUGCAGCCACCGUUGCUUACGCCCUUUACAACUUAGCGGAGCACCCAAAAAUCCAACAAAAAGUUUACGAAGAAAUCCGCUCAGUCUUAGAUAACGACCCCACCACAGAAAUAACGUUACCUUUAUUGCAAAAAAUGAAAUACUUAGAAAUGUUUAUUAAAGAAUCAAUGCGGAGAUACACUCACGUUCCUAUAAUCGGGCGAGAAUUAGGCGAAGACGUCCAUUGGAACGGAACAACCCUCCCGAAAGGUUUAGUAAUAGUCCCGGCUUUAAUCAGCAUCCACAUGGAACCAGAAAAUUACCCAAAUCCGGAAGAAUUCAUCCCCGAACGUUUCUCGCCCGAAAACAUACGCGAAAGACACCCGUACUCUUUCAUCCCGUUUAGUGCGGGCCCAAGGAAUUGCAUCGGGCAAAAAUACGCAAUGUUCGCAAUCAAAGUGGUGUUAGCGAAAUUAAUUUUAAAGUACCAAUUCGUUUCCGUCAAUCACCAAUUGGUAUUGUCGGCGGAAAUUGCGUUAAUCUCUAAAACGGGGGUUAAAAUUGCGAUUAAAGAACGAAAGGAUAAGUGAGGUUAAUAAAUUAAAACUUUGAGGUUAGUUUUUUUUUAGCUUUCGCUUUUCAAUAAUAGAUG
Molecule: messenger RNA, 2028 nt
Organism: Onthophagus taurus
Lineage: Eukaryota; Metazoa; Arthropoda; Insecta; Coleoptera; Scarabaeidae
Product: cytochrome P450 4d8-like
Molecular function (GO): monooxygenase activity; oxidoreductase activity, acting on paired donors, with incorporation or reduction of molecular oxygen; heme binding
Source: RefSeq, a predicted model, not a curated record